UCAUGAUCCAGACGCGUUAUAUCCUGCGCGAUAUAAGCACCACCCUAUCAAUCGAUACCGAAUCAUGACGAUUCACUAGCAGGAUAUUAGCGACCUCUGGCGUGGCUACAAGAAGUCUCUUCUUUUUAAAUCACGGGUACUCCCAGGUGCCCGUUUUUGUGCCUGCUGUCGUCCUUUUCUCGUUGCAACCCGAUGGCUGCUAACGAUCCUGGCCUUGCGGCUCUCAGCGCACCAGCUGAAGACCCUGUGAAGGGCGCCGUCGACAUCCCAUCGAUCGACACAGAGGUACCGGUCGUACCUGAUCAGUUCGAUCCGAAAUACGAGACGACGAGAAAGGAGAUCUGGGCAUACUACGCCUACUACGUUGGCGACAAUGGUCUUACUCUUUUUAACUUCGGCCCAACAGCCUUUCAGAAUCUCAUGUACCAGGCUGCGGGCGACUCCGAGAUCCUCCAUUUCUUUGGUAGAGACAGGACCAUCAACAGCAUCGUCCUCCUCUGCAACGGCAUCAGUUUCGCCAUCCAGAUCGUGGUCUUUCUCAUUCUGGGUUCAUUCGCGGAUUUCGGCACAUGGCGACCGAACAUCUUGAUUGUGCUGUCUGUGAUUGCCUUUGGCAUCGGUUUCGGCUGGCUCGGCGUGCACACUGAGGGAGAUUGGCACAUUGGCGUGGGACUCUACAUAGUGGGUCUCAUCGCCUACCAAACGACCAUUACAUUCUGGACAGCCGCGUUCCCUGGCCUGGCGAGGAAUACCAAGGACCUACGCAUGAAGGCCGACGAAUUCGCCGAUGGACAUAUCACCCGCGCAGAAUACGACUUUGCCGAUAUGAUGAAGAGGAACGAGCUGUCCAACACUGCCUUCUACGUGCAGUCUGUCUUCGAGAUUGCCAUUUUGGCUGUCAUCGUGGGUAUCAUGUUCGCGCUGCACGUCAACGACAGCGAAGCGAACAACAACUGGGGUCUUUCUGUGCUCAUCGCAUUCGCUACUGGCGUAUGGAUUCUUUGCGCCAUUCCUUGGUUCGUGCUGGAGAAGCGACGUCCGGGCCAGGACCCGGGACGAACCAACAUCAUCGUUGCGGGUUUCAAGCAGCUCGGUUACGCAAUGACACAGAUCUGGCAGUUGCGUCAGAGUCUGGCAUAUCUCGUUGGCUACUUCCUGCUCGGCGACAGUCUUAACACUACUGUGACGGUCAUUGGAACGUUGCAGAACCAAAUAGUAGCAUACAACAGCUUGCAGCUCACGUAUCUUCUUAUCGUCGGUAUUGCUGCGCAAGCCGUUGGCAUCGGUGCAUUCUGGCAGAUUCAAAAGCGCUAUGGGCUGUCCACCAAGACUAUGUUCAUGGUCAUCGCUGUCUGUAUUGUGCUCUUAGACGGCUGGGGCAUGAUCGGAAUCUGGACCCAGGCCUUUGGUUUCCACAAAAUAUGGGAGGUAUGGGUGUAUCAAGCUUUCUACGGCCUGCUCGUGUGCCCCUGGUACAGCUAUUCGCAAACCAUGAUCAGCGAGGUCACACCGCGUGGCAAGGAAUUCCUCUUCUUCAGCUUGUUCUCAAUUGUUGGAAAAACGAGUGCGUUCAUUGGUCCCCUGGUCAGCAGUGCCAUCAUCGACGACACUGGCAACAAUAGCAGUCCCUUCUACUUCCUGUUCGCGUUGAGUUUAGUCAGCUGCACGUGGCUUUACUUCUUCGUAGACGUUGAGAAGAGCAGACUCGAACAACAGGACUUCCUGGAGAGGGAGAAGAGCAGCAAAGCGGACGUCGUCAGAGUCUAGAACUCAUUCUAUAACGGGCGGUGCCCAUUUCCCUUGAACCAUGGU
Molecule: messenger RNA, 1812 nt
Organism: Didymella exigua CBS 183.55
Lineage: Eukaryota; Fungi; Ascomycota; Dothideomycetes; Pleosporales; Didymellaceae
Product: MFS general substrate transporter
Exons: 1
Coding region: 193-1767 (524 amino acids)
Source: RefSeq, a predicted model, not a curated record